Vigna umbellata (rice bean) is the source of this 642-nucleotide messenger RNA. RefSeq names its product pathogenesis-related protein PR-4-like. Gene Ontology annotation, molecular function: RNA nuclease activity. The record is from RefSeq and is a predicted model, not a curated record. Lineage: Eukaryota; Viridiplantae; Streptophyta; Magnoliopsida; Fabales; Fabaceae. Gene Ontology annotation, biological process: defense response to bacterium; defense response to fungus.
AAGCAUAACAAAUUAAUGAAGCUUAAGAUCAUAAUGACAAAGCUUAUCCUUUUCGUGUGGUCGAUAGUUUGUGUGGUGGCUGUGGCCUCUGGUCAAAGUGCCGUUGUGGAGUCUACGUAUCAUCUAUACCAACCUGAGCAGCAUAACUGGGACUUGCUGGCAGUGAGUGCGUAUUGCGCCACUUGGGAUGCAAACCAGCCCCUCUCAUGGCGAAGCAAAUAUGGAUGGACAGCCUUCUGUGGACCUGCAGGGCCUCAAGGACAAGAUUCUUGUGGCAAGUGCUUGAGGGUGACAAACACUCGAACAGGAGAUGAGCAAAUAGCUAGAAUUGUGGAUCAAUGCCAAAACGGGGGUCUGGACUUGGACGUUAGCGUGUUCCAAAGACUUGACUCCGACGGAAAUGGGAAUGCUCAAGGCCAUCUUACUGUUCACUACGAAUUUGUCGACUGUGGUGACUAAACAUUGUAUAAUUCAGCAGAAGGGCUACCAGAUCCAAGAAGGAUUGCUUCUUAUUAGUUAUAUUUAAUGACAAAAGUACAAGCAUAAUCAAUAAGUUAUUUUAGAUAGUUACCGAUUGCAUUGCAUGCAAUUGGAAGCAAAAAUGUUGUUGCUUCAUUUUUUCACAAUAAAAGUCUUAGUGAA